AUGUCCACCGCCACCGGCGCAGCCGCCUCGAACUCCCUCUCCCCCACCACCAGCCGGCGAUCAUCGCCAUCUUCCAGGAUCCUGACGACCCCUCGCGGAUCUCUUUCUUGCAGACUACUAUCCUCUUCCCCAUCGCAAUCUCCCCUCGGCCCGGUCUCUGCCAUGGCCUCCCCGGGCGCUGCUGGCGAGGCGGCUUCCAGGAAGAAGCUUCUCAUAUUCGACGCCGAGAAGGACCUGGCGGCGUCUCUGGCCGAGCACGCGGCGGGACUGUCGGAGAAGUUCGCCGCCGAGAGGAGCGCUUUCACAGUCGUGCUUUCCGGCGGCUCUCUCAUCAAAGCUCUGAGGAAACUGGCUGAGCCGCCGUACCUGGAGGCGGUGGACUGGAGCAGAUGGCACGUUUUCUGGGCGGACGAGAGGGUGGUUCCCAAGGACCACGCGGAUAGUAACUACAAACUUGCCAUGGAUGAGUUUCUCUCUAAGGUGCCGGUUCCUGCUAACCAAGUUUACGCCAUGAAUGAUGCACUGUCGGUUGAGGGAGCUGCGGAUGACUAUGAAAAUUGUUUAAAGCAACUCAUCAAGAAUGGUGUGAUUGCGGUGUCACCAGUAACUGGGUUCCCAAAGUUUGACCUUAUGCUUUUGGGGAUGGGCCCUGAUGGCCAUAUCGCCUCCCUCUUCCCUGGACACCCUAUUGUCAACGAAAACCAGAAGUUGGUCACCUAUGUCAAGGAUUCUCCAAAGCCACCACCAGAGAGAAUAACAUUCACAUUCCCUGUGAUCAAUUCGUCCGCACAUAUCGCACUUAUGGUCACUGGUGCUGGGAAAGCUGGUGCAGUUCACAAAGCGCUUUCAGCCAAUGAAAGUUCAUCAGAUUUGCUGCCCGUUGAGAUGGUUGAGCCGCAAGACGGAGAGAUGACCUGGUUCACUGACAAGCCAGCUAUGUCAAUGUUGUCAAGGAUCUGA
Molecule: messenger RNA, 960 nt
Organism: Triticum turgidum subsp. durum (durum wheat)
Lineage: Eukaryota; Viridiplantae; Streptophyta; Magnoliopsida; Poales; Poaceae
Source: the annotation of a GenBank genome assembly